CAUUAUAUUUUUCGUCGCAAACAUGACAUUUUGGAAAAAUUAACUCCCGUCUUGAUCAAAGAAACAUAGCUAAAAUCGCGAAGGCUCUCAAAAGAAUUUAUCUGAUAUUUUUGCGCACAACUACUUUCGUUUAUUUUAAGCGUAUUUUAGUGGACGUAUAUAGUGAACGUCGUAAAAGCCGGUGACACCUAUAAAUCAUGCACAAUUACCACGAAGAAUAUACGUAUGUGCGUGUCCUGCGCAUAUACUGCAACGAGAAUGCGAUUCACUCGCAAAUUAUACUUAAGCACUUGCAGCGGAGCUUUUUAUCGACUAUAAUUCCUGUUAUUCUCACACGGAUACAAAUCGUCAGUUUAAUAGAGCGGAUCGCCGUAUCCUUAACAUCCUCGAGAAAAAGAAUUAUUCGUCUGCUAAAGAAUUCUACUGGAAAGACUUACACUGGCUGCACCGCUCUCGUCUGAGUGACCUAAAUAGGAUCCGCAAAAACUUUUGGCAUAGCCAGAAUGAUGACAAACAGACGGAAUAAAAUGAUGCAUAGCAGUUCCUGGCCCGAUCGAGCAGCGCAAACGGUGAAAAUGCGCAUCGAUCCUUUAUCUCGUGCCUUUACCAUUAUUCCAACGAGUCGCGAAACGGUAUAUCGAUUGGAGCAAACUGCACCGCGAUCCGAUUACCUGGAAGAAGUCAUUCUCCUAGAUCGAUGCGCCCCUAAAGGAAUCGCAUCCGUGAUGAUAAAACGAAAGUUAGUCGACGGGAGACCGUCUAUAAAUAAAAAGCCUACGAAUAGCAUUGAAAAUUCUGACGUAAAUAACGAAACGAAGAAGAGAAAAAGCACCAACCGAUAUUUCAUGCCACGCAGUCUCUCGUCGAUCGAGACUACUGCAGUUCAUCAAAACGGUAUCAUUGUGUUGGAGGAAAAUAUUUUCCGAGAUCAAUCGAGAUGUAAGUCGGAUUUUUUCGCAAGAAACGACGAAGCGAAAAAAACAGAAGACUCUACGAGAGCAUCUCUGCCGAAAACGACGGAUACGAUGGCGGAGGUCGCAAAAUUAUUUCCGAAAAAUUCACACGGCCCAGAAGAACCCGUAAAUGCAGUCGCCCAACUAACAAACAAAUCCCCCUCGUUCGAGACUAACGCCUUUGAUGUAAUAGUAAACGUUGCAAAUGAGAGACUGCACGCAGCCAGCGUCGCGCAAGGGGAUAAUUCACAAACACGAGAAACAGAUGGGGUGAGGAAGGAGUGUCAGAUUGCCGUUUCGCCUGCAUUCUCACCGAGGCACUCUAUGUCAUCACCGCCGCACAUCAAGGUGGACGACUACGACGACUAUGCGACAUCCGUUUCAUUUUCGUCGAAGGGGGAUCAUCACGUCUGUACCAAGUGCACGUCCGAAGGUCUCCUCCGCUCGGAAAUCGAUCCUUUCCGUUCCCCAUCGCGCGCCAAAAGAAACGCAACGGCGGCGAAAGCGCACAGUUUUCGACGCGAUGACUCGAUCAAACGCGAAAAAGAGGAGGCGUACGACAAACGUCAAAAUAAAGAUAUCUGGUACGCGGGAUGUUUACUCGGGGAGGCAAACAAAUUGGACGGACAGGGGAAAAAUGACGGCUUGUGUCCGGCACGACCGGCUAUAGACUUUAGAAAGGAAGCCACUCUCGGGCGACAUUAUUAUCCCGAGGGAGGUUGGGGAUACGUCAUUGUCACGUGCUCGGUGCUGGUGCAUUUUAUCGGGGUGGGUCUGCAACUCGCCGCGCCCGGAUGCUGGUACAUCACCGCCGAGGUUAAAUUUCGGCAUCCUCCCCUGCACAGCGCAGGGUGGCUGGGGGCAAUGUCGACGGGUGUCGCUCUACUGGUAUCGCCGGUGACGAUAGCGUUUUGCCGAAGGAAGAGUACAAGAGUCACGGCAGUUUUGGGCGGCCUCGUUACCGCGCUCGGCUGCCUCUUCACUUCUUUCGCCUCGCAGUUUCACCAAUUGUUCUUCAGUUACGGCACCGUGGUCGGGAUAGGAGUUGGAAUGACACGAGACUGCAGCACAUUGAUGGUGGCGCAGUAUUUCAAGAGGAAAAGAGAAUUGGUCGAAAUUUUCAUCGUGUCAGGAAGCGGCUUGGGUAUAGCAGUUAUGUCUGCUUUUAUAAAAGGGGCGAUCACUAAAAUCGGAUGGCGACUCGGCCUUCAGGCUGUCACAGGAGUGGUUUUUCUCACUUUCAUCCUUGGCACUUUUUACCGUAGCGCUUCGCUAUAUCAUCCUCAACGAAGAGCAAUUUUACAUUUAAAGAAUCAAAAGCGUAAAAUAAAAGAUAAAAACAAGGCCGAUGAUAGGCCACCCUUUUUCGAUUUUAGCACUUUGAAGAGUAAAACAGUGAGGAUUCUCUUGGUGUCUACCGGAAUUUCGGCGUUUGGGAUCAAUACACCGAUAUUUUAUCUGGCGCAUCAGGUCGAGGAAGAAGGUCUCGGGGAUGCGGUUGUUUUGCUGCAAGCUUACCUUGGACUCGCUUGGACUCUCGGCUGCAUAGCAUUCGGCCUUUUGGUCGUUCAUAGGAGCGUCGAAUGCAGGAUAGCCCGCCAAUAUCUCACACAAGCGGCUGUCUUUGUGUGCGGACUUUGUAUUCUCGCUCUCACCGCCGUUCAAGGAAAUUACCAUGGAUAUGUUAUAUUUGCAUGGAUUUACGGUAUCUUCUGCGGCGGCUAUCAUUAUAGCCUGAAGAUGUAUACGUACGAAAGAGUGAGGGCGAGGAAUUUCGCCAAAACAUGGGGUUUCGUUCAAUGUUCUCAAGCGAUACCAAUUGCGAUUGGAGUCCCAAUAUCGGGAUAUAUAAACGUGGGCUGCGGUGGUAAAGCUGGCUACUACUUCAGCUCGACAUGCGUCUUAGUUGGCAGUUUUACCCUCUUUUUCAUCGAUUUGCAUAGAAGAAAUUUGUCCAAGCAUAAGCAUAAAGUUAAUGGCACUAAACACACAUGCGUCUCGGACAACUGUCCUCAACGACGAAAACCGUCAUUCAGUCAAGAGCCCGAGAAUGAAGGACCUCAUGUGGCCGCUGCUGGAGCAGCUGGAGCGACGGCCGCUGCAGUCGUUCUAGGAGCUGAUAUUGUUCCAGUACAAGGUGAAGCAAUAGACGUCUUAGGAACGAAUAAACCGGAACUCACAUGCAUUUCGGAGGAAGGUAUCGCCGACAUGGAUUUACCCGACAAUCUACUGGAGGAUCUCGACUAUAUAGGAGACUGUAUAACCUCGUGUAAUAAGGUCGAGAACUAUCUCAUGCUUUCAGAAUUCGAGAAUAAUUUAAUCGCCGAGAUGCCGAUUAUUAUGGAUCGCCGUGGACGCAGAUGGUCCUUGGCGCGAUCCAAGACUGGCCAAUCUAAUUGUGGUCAAACUAGCGGCGUGCAAUUGACAGCUGACGAGGAGGAAGUAAAAUCGAAGUGGCGUUUCACUAAUGUACCAUCUAAUGCCAACACCAGAAUGAUCACUGUCAUCGACGAGGCUAGCGCAUAAUUUCGAGUACGAACAAUGCAACGUUAUUAAUCCGAAACUUGACAAGAUUGAGAAAAAUAAAGAUAAAAUAAUAACUGGGAAAAAAAAAACAUAAUAGAAUUUAUAAAUAGAAGGAAAUGUGCAUAAUUUAAUGCGUAUUUUUAAUGUAAUCUUUUUAAAAUACUCAGUCUAUAAAACUGAAAUUAAC
Camponotus floridanus (Florida carpenter ant) is the source of this 3666-nucleotide messenger RNA. RefSeq lists its product as uncharacterized. Lineage: Eukaryota; Metazoa; Arthropoda; Insecta; Hymenoptera; Formicidae. The transcript is spliced from 8 exons. The coding region runs from base 504 to 3479 and encodes 991 amino acids. Gene Ontology annotation, biological process: transmembrane transport. The record is from RefSeq and is a predicted model, not a curated record. Gene Ontology annotation, molecular function: monocarboxylic acid transmembrane transporter activity.